AUGCUCUACUACAAUCCGACUUUUGAUAAAGAAUGUCCUCCAUGGUUGUACAUUUCGUAUGCCUUGGGAUUGUUUCUUUACCAGACCUUUGACGCGUGUGAUGGGCUCCAAGCACGCAGAACUGGUCAAAGUGGACCCUUGGGCGAACUUUUUGACCACUGUGUCGAUGCUCUGAAUACUACUCUGGAAGUUUUGAUUUUUGCGUCGGUAACCAAUAUGGGUUAUGGGUGGUCGGUUGUGGCAUCUCAAUUCGCUACUUUGCUCAAUUUCUAUAUGAGCACUUGGGAAGAGUACCACACUGGAACGUUAUUUCUUUCGGCAUUCUCCGGACCCGUUGAAGGAAUUCUCAUUGUGGUCGCUAUUUUCACAAUCACCGCAUUCACGGGCCCUCAAUUCUGGCAUUCGGAGUUAUUUUCUCUCUUGAAUAAUAAUAUCAUUGAGACGUUAGAAUCUGUCCAUGAACUCCCUGAUAUUGUUAAGCACAUGACUCUAAUUGAUGUGUACCUUGUUUUUGCCGGAGUUGGACUGAUUUUCAAUAUCCAGGCUGCCUCGUCACAUGUUUUGGCUGCUCGUGCUAAAAAGAAUCUUCCGUUUCUACCAGCAAUUUACGAGCUGAUUCCCUUCUUGUUCUUCUUUGGCACUUUGAUGGUUUGGAUCCUGAUUUCUCCUACAAUCCUUUACGGAUACCUCUUGCCAUUGGCAUUUGCUACUGGUAUUAUUUCGGCUUUCACUGUGGGAAGAAUUAUUACUGCUCACGUCACCAGCCAAAAAUUCCCCCUUUGGAACCCACUACUUUUUAUGCCCUCUAUCGGCAUUGCAGUUAACAUCUUGAGCAAGCUCUUUGGCUGGGACGAGACAUUAUCGGAAGUUGCUGCUGUCUGGGCUGGCCUCGGACUCAGUAUUGGUGUAUACGGGUCUUUUAUUGCCGAGAUUAUUGUGGAAAUUACCACUUAUCUUGACAUUGGCUGCCUAUACAUUAAACACCCAAACGUAGACAAAGUUAAAUAG
Sugiyamaella lignohabitans is the source of this 1008-nucleotide messenger RNA. It is a transcript of the gene CPT1, whose product is annotated as diacylglycerol cholinephosphotransferase. NCBI's taxonomy places the organism in Eukaryota, Fungi, Ascomycota, Dipodascomycetes, Dipodascales, Trichomonascaceae. Gene Ontology annotation, biological process: phospholipid biosynthetic process. Gene Ontology annotation, molecular function: phosphotransferase activity, for other substituted phosphate groups. The transcript has a single exon. Bases 1 to 1008 code for a protein of 335 amino acids. Gene Ontology annotation, cellular component: membrane. The record is from RefSeq and is a predicted model, not a curated record.